GAAGGGGCGGAACAUGCAGUGCUUUGACUGUGGCGUUGCCGAUGUGACUUGGGCUUCCCCCAAGCUCGGCACUUUCCUUUGCGUCACCUGCUCGGAUGUCCACCGGGCGGCCGGCGCGCACAUCACCUGCGUGAAGAACUUUAGCACCUACCUGUGGUCUCCGGAUGAGGUAUCCAUGAUGCGGUUGGUGGGCAACAACCGUGCGCAGGAGCUCUACCGGCCCUCAUCCAGCUUGUCUUGGUCUCCCCAGGACUCAAAGGAACGGAAGGUGCAGCUCUGCACGCAGCUCUACGGAAGUGCAAAGGCUCAGGCAACUUCCUCGGAGAUGAUUGCCGCAGCCACCUCGGAGUCGGUAAGGGCGGCAGGUCAAGACGUCAAGGCGCAAGGCGCAAAGACCUAUGCGAAUCCUGACUGGUUUGACGACUGGUCCACACCUACACCAAUCAGAGAGGAGCCAAAAAAGACGAGUCCACCUCAAAGUGUGGAUCUGUUGGGUGACUUGUUGGACUUGCACGUGGAGCCACAAAAGCCAAGACGAGCACAGCAGAACGGCUACGUGGACCUGGCUGUGGGCCCCAUGGUUGAUACAACUCCGCAGAAAAUGCAGCAGGAGCUCGCAAGCGUCUUCGAUAUUGCGCCCCUUCGCCCUGCGGAGCUUACCACCUGUGCGAUGCAGACAGUCAAGAAGGACGACAGGGACUUCUGGAACACGGUGAACUGGGAUGAUCUCAUGAAGUGA
Molecule: messenger RNA, 739 nt
Organism: Symbiodinium pilosum
Lineage: Eukaryota; Dinophyceae; Suessiales; Symbiodiniaceae
Source: the annotation of a GenBank genome assembly